CAUACAUGUUCCAGGAAUGGGUAGACCCUGACAUUAUUGAGACCGGGUGAGAUAUUAGAACUACACAUAUUUACAUUCAGAUUCUGAUCCGCUCAAGCAUGUGCCAGUAACUUUGCCCUCGACAAGGAAGAAAAACGAAUGAUUUGCGUGAGCUAAGGUAGAUCAUCGAACAAUCUGAGAGAUAAGAUUGCCGUUUCGGGCUCCUUGUUAUUCUGCGUGAAUCCAGUACUUUGUAAAUCAUUACAGUAUACUAUAUCUCGAUGAAUGAGGGUAAAUACCACCACUAAACACGAUUGGAUAUGCAAACCGGUGAUGUUCUGGAUUAGGCCAGCACCAUGGAGACACUCGGUAGCAAGAGAGAGAUGGCACUUCCACCCCGCUCUUCCCAGGCAAUAGGAACUCCAACCCUGAGCACUUCACAGGCAAUAGGAACUCCGACCCUGAGCUCUUCCCAGGCAAUAGGAACUCCGACCCUGAGCUCUUCCCAGGCAAUAGGAACUCCGACCCUGAGCUCUUCCCAGGCAAUAGGAACUCCGACCCUGAGCUCUUCCCAGGCAAUAGGACCUCUGACCCUGAGCUCUUCCCAGGCAAUAGGAACUCCGACCCUGAGCUCUUCCCAGGCAAUAGGAACUCCGACCCUGAGCUCUUCCCAGGCAAUAGGAACUCCGACCCUGAGCUCUUCCCAGGCAAUAGGAACUCCGACCCUGAGCUCUUCCCAGGCAAUAGGACCUCUGACCCUGAGCUCUUCCCAGGCAAUAGGACCUCUGACCCUGAGCUCUUCCCAGGCAAUAGGACCUCUGACCCUGAGCUCUUCCCAGGCAAUAGGAACUCCGACCCUGAGCUCUUCCCAGGCAAUAGGACCUCUGACCCUGAGCUCUUCCCAGGCAAUAGGACCUCUGACCCUGAGCUCUUCCCAGGCAAUAGGAACUCCGACCCUGAGCUCUUCCCAGGCAAUAGGAGCUCAAACCGUGAGCUCUUCCCAGGCAAUAGGAGCUCCGCCCCUGAGGAAUUUCACCAUUCCCAGGAGGAAGAGGGGAGAUGGAAAAGCUCUUUUGGAUGUCUGCCUCAAAGAGAGCAGGGACUAUAGUCUGAUACAGACAACUCUGAAUGAGUCCCGAUUGGACAUGGGCAAGGAGAUAUCCCUCAGCUGGCAGUGGGAUGAUGUCACGCUAAUACACAACGAGGAGCUUCUGCGAGAGUUCUCUGAAAAAAGAUCUGAAAUGCGUUUAAAGGAUAGACACGUCAGAGAAAUGGAGGAGAGGUUCUGUUUUUUAGUCACCUCUGACCAAAAAGCUAAGCAAAUGUAUCAACACGGACUGAAGGUUGAGAACUCGGAUCAACACUCUCUGGGAAACCCUUCAUAUGGAGUCUAUUUGCACAGGCACGCUGAUGUGGCCCUGAAAAAUAUCAGCGGAAACACCCCUGCUGGAAAAAUCCUCAUCAUUUUCAAGGUUCUCUUUGGCAAGGUGAAAAAAGUACCUCCAUGUUAUGGAAGGAACAGCACACAUGAUCCAACGGUGAAUUACGAUUGUCACGUGUCCAAAGACCCCGCUGUACCGAGGGACAGCUUGUCUCUGCAAGUUUUGAGCUCGUCGGUGUUCCUGUUUGACUACAACGAAAACCAGGAGCUAAAACAGAGACCAAGGCAAUGUUUGCCAUAUGCUAUGAUUUCAUUGGUUCCUUCUGUAAAUUCUUCUCCAACUAGCACUCCAGUUCCAUCUGUAAAACUGGGGCCAAAGACAAAGGAUUCAGCGGCAUGUUUGGAAACCUGCACCGUGGCUCAAAGAGUGGGUAGAGGUCAGAAUGCGACUGUGACAUUAAAACAUUUUGGGACAACUGAAAGUCCAUUGCCUGGAUACAGAUCAAACUUCCAAAACAUUACAUCAAUCCCAAACCAAUUGUAUCACAAUGGAAGUGACCAACCCCCACCGCCUCCACUACACAUUAGUCCCUGCGACCAGCCCCCACCACCCCCACCACCCUUUAGUCCCUGCGACCAGUCCCCACCACCUCCACCGCCCUUUAGUCCCUGCGACCAGUCCCCACCGCCCAUUAGUCCCUGCAACCAACCUCCAACACCUUUUAGUUCCUGUGUCCAGCCCCCAUCACCCUUUAGUUCCUGUGUCCAGCCCCCAUCACCCUUUAGUUCCUGUGUCCAGCCCCCAUCACCCUUUAGUUCCUGUGUCCAGCCCCCAUCACCCUUUAGUUCCUGUGUCCAGCCCCCAUCACCCUUUAGUUCCUGUGUCCAGCCCCCAUCACCCUUUAGUUCCUGUGUCCAGCCCCCAUCACCCUUUAGUUCCUGUGUCCAGCCCCCAUCACCCUUUAGUUCCUGUGUCCAGCCCCCAUCACCCUUUAGUUCCUGUGUCCAGCCCCCAUCACCCUUUAGUUCCUGUGUCCAGCCCCCAUCACCCUUUAGUUCCUGUGUCCAGCCCCCAUCACCCUUUAGUUCCUGUGUCCAGCCCCCAUCACCCUUUAGUUCCUGUGUCCAACUUCUACCACCUUUUAGUUCCUGUGUCCAACGUCCACCACUUUUUAGUUCCUGUGUCCAACCCCCACCGUCUCCAUCCCCCUUUAGUCCCUGCGACCAGCCCCCACCACCCUUUAGUUCCUGGGCCGCUCCUUUACCACCACCAUUCACUGGUUCAAUUACCUUCUUGGAAGACAAUGGACUGGUUACUGACCCUAUACAUUUACAGAUCCCAAGCCAUGCUGGAACAGCUCAAUUUGACCAUAAUAAACCCCACUUAGGUAACCAAGUUCAGUCUUGUCAACGAGUUUCGAACACCCUGUCCACGGACCAGGAUAACUUAUGGCGACAGUCUACAUCUGCAACAGGUGCAUUGGAACCAGUCUCUACUAUAGUUUAUUCUUCACGUGUGAUUAAGGAUCCCAGAUUGUCGGCACGAGAAACUAACAACAUGCAGAGAUCGAUUUCAAUGGAGUCAGAGAGCGGUCAACAAACAGGUACCUCUGUCUGCAUAUUGACUGUGAAGCCAGAGCAUAAGAAUCUCCAAAAUGUACCAAAACAGGAGAAAAAUCUCAUGGAAACUGGAAAAAAGAAUGAUCCAUGCCAGCCUGAUACACCAAUAGAUUGUCCUACUUUGGUGAAUAUUUCAGCUCCAUCCUCUGUAAUACCUACAACUGAGAAUCAUCCAUCGUCUAGAAUGCUUAAAAUGAAGUUCCAGAAGUAUUCUCCAUAUUUUCAUCUGACCAAAGAGGAGAGGAAGGCAAAAAUUGGUUCUCUACAACAUCUGUCAUUUGAUGAGAAAAAUACAUUAUUAGAGAGAACCAAUUUUUAUGCAACCUAUUUUCAGAAGUCCAGGUGUCUACUCAAUCAAAAUGACAAGGUCACCACAGUCGACCCUGGGCUGCUAUGUAAACCAGGAAGUAUAAAAAGUUGCUUGUCCAGCACAGACUCAGUGGAGAUGUGCAACAGUCCUCAAAAGACUCAUGAGGACAGCAGUGCAUACUUACCCCAGCAGGUGAGACAACAUAAUCUGCCCCAGUACACCACAAAUGGUGAUCAGAAUUUAAAACCUAUCCCAGAAAUUUCAGCCCAUAAUCCAUCAAUUGUCUGUGGGGCUGUGGAGGAAAACGUGGCCCUCCAACUUGAGAGGAACACAGGCAAUAUGGAACCAGAGGACAUGAACCUUUGCAGCCCAGAACCCACCACUACAUGUCUCACAGAAACGAAAGAGGAUGCGCACAAAGUUACUGUGGAACCACAAGAUGAAAUGGCAAUGAAAAAUGACUCACCGAUUCCAUUCCAUCCCCAGACUGUCAAACAAACUGCAACCUCUGAAAGCUGGCAGGACACAGAGGCAAGCUCCAAACCAAAUUCCGUAAGAGAUGAAAAAAAUCUAAACAUUGUACCUGAAAUCGCUGAGGGAAACAGACAGAGCAGAGAACUGAAGUGUGAACCAAUCUUAGCAGAGAAAAAAAAAACAAAUGCUGUAAGUUCAGUGGAUGACACAAUGGCGAACGAAAAUCCCUCAGAACCAAGGUGUCCAGUCAUUUAUGAGAGCCAAACUGAUAUCAUGGAUGCUUGUGAAGAGGUUUGUGGUACGGAAACAUCAGAGGAAGUUAUGAGUGUCAAAGCCUUCUGUCCUGGAGUCAUGUCAAGGCGAAAUCAUGAAAGGCUUUUGCAGGAAGACAGAGAAUGUUAUGGAAUUGGCCAACAUCAACUAAAUGAAUCCAAUACAUUUUCUACCUGUGAUGACUUAGCUGAUAAUACUGAGGAAUGUCAGGCUGAUGAUUCAAAAGCCAAAGAUACAGUCUAUAGUUUCUUGUAUAACAGGCUGCAACUCAGUGAGCUCUUUCUUUCACCUAAUCAGCAUGGAUCAUACUCAAUUUCUGGUAAACAUUACCUUAAACCAAAAUGCAAAGACAGUCCUAUGGACACCAAUAAAUCACUCCUUCCGUCCUGCAACACAAACCAAGUAGACAUCGGAGAGGGAUGUAACCUUCGCAUCACAAUAGAUGCUGAUAGAGAAUUGUCCGCUGUCACGGAAUCACCCUCUCUGUCCAAGAGAUUUUCAGUGUCAGAAUGUCCUCAAGGAACUCAAGCCUCACCAACUGUACAGGAAAAUGACAAGUUUAGCAACAACAACAUUAUCAGUGAAAACACACCCAUUGACGGUGUUCUGAAAACAUCCACCUACUACAUCACCUUCAACAGAGCACAUGCCCGCAAUGCCAAAUUAAUCAAAAUGAUGGCAGAGAAAUACAAAGGGAAGGAAAAUGCAUCAGUGAGGAUAAUGAGAAAUCAUCAACAUUCAAGACUGAAGAAGAGAUUGAUCGUUGAAAAAUCCACCACUGACAUUCCAUACUCAGAAAUAUCAAGAUCAACCCAUGAAGCCAUUACAGGUCAUAUGCCAUUUAUGCAGAGGGAAAAAGACUGUUUGAAUGUUUCCCACAAAAACAGGAACUUGAAACGAAAAACCCUUUUCCCCAAUAAGGUCACAAGAAAUGCCAGAGAGAACAAACGCAAAUCAUGUUUUAAAUUUAAAUCAAAGGUUGCAGCUCACAACAUUUCUGUGUCAGACGUGUUAAAGACCUCAACGCGAGUUCCCAUAAAAUCAAAAAAAAGCACUAUCCUGAAGAUGAUAAUAGAUUUUAGGAGAAAAAAACGUUGGGGGACAUUCAAUCACAACAGAAUGUACAGUCAAAGCAACGUGUGCAAUGCUCCUGCAAAGUAUAUUACUUCCAGCCCAACGUCAGAUGAUACUAAACGUCAGAGAGGUAAUCGUUUCGAGAAGAAACAUUUGAAGACACCAAAGAGACAGUUAGAAACAAAUAUGUCUAUGAGAGAUGGAAAUGAAAAGAUCAACGAGGAAAAGCAGAUAGCUGAUGCUGUUGACACAACCUUAACUUCGUCGACCAUAGAAAUAGUCAAUGAAGAGGCUUCAAAAUCUACUUCUGGGAGCACCGCGAGCAACUUUGUGGAAGACAUUCAACACAUUGAGGAAGCAAAGGAUCUAUCUAAAAGCAGAACUUGCAAUGAAGGCAAGCCACAUGACACAGAAACAUCUCAGGAAACCCAGAGCAAUUGCACUUCCCCUCAGAACAGAUUACCUCCACCGAAAUGCACCAGUAUUAUGGCUAUAAGUCAAGACAAUGAGGGAAUAACUGAGUUUAAAAAACACGAGGUGGAUCUGCUGAAAGAAAAGGCAUUACAAGCUCAUACACACUCUAUAAAAGAGGUGGAAGAGGCCAACAGUCAUAUGGCGCCUGCUAAAGAGAUCAUUUCAGCUUCUGAGAACAUGGAGUUUCCCUUAGAUGCUGCCAUCAAGAUUCUUUGCGGCAGUGAGUUAAAUUCAAGCACACCCAAACCACAGGAAGAGAUAGCUCGGGUGUUGAAGCACAAGUAUGGUCAAAUGGAGACAGAAAAAGCAGACACAUCAGAUAGAACACAUUACUGCAACUCACUGGAACAAGAAGACACACCCUCCAAGGAAGUGAAACUAAUCACUAGAUUAAGAGAUUACUUGACAAAUUUUGAGUCCAUAGUUAGGAAACCCGAGCCAAAGACAUCAGAUACACUCUGUGAAACUGCAACGAAUUUGCCACAGAUUUGUGAAACUAUCCAGAAUAAUGUCAAUGACCAUAAGGAGAAACCAGUUCACCUGGUUGUCCUUGACAGGGUGGAGUUGCGCAAUCUGAGACCUAAUGCAAUUCCUUUCCCAAUAAAGAUAUGCACUCCGAUUAUCAACACAGACAAUGACCUGAUUCAUAGUAAAGAACAGGAACACAAGGAGAAAACACGAGGGAACAAAACAAAUUAUUACAGCAUUCCUUGCAUUAGCCCUGAUAGUACUUCCAUGUUGGAAGUCCCUGAAAAGUCCACUCAAACUCCUAUGGACAAGAAAACAACUGAAGCAGAAAUCUCCACAAGUGUGCCUGACAUUAACCAUAGGAUUACAAUUGCAGAAAAUGAUGCCUCAAGAGAACAGCAAAGACAGCCAAAUUGCACUAUUGAUGCAAACAACAUGAUCAUGCUCAAAGCACUAGCAGAAAUAGAACCAGAGAAUUCUGAAUUUUGUAAAACAAAAGAAAACACCAACCAGAAGCCAACAAGCCACAUUGUAAGGUUGAACACUAAGACUUUUCAUAGAAACUUCAGUGUGGCUGAUAUCUCAAAUGCACUAAAGCAUGGAGACAAAGUAGCUUCCUUGGCUGAACUUUGCACGUUGCGAACUGAAUGCAAAGUCAUGAUGCAGUACUUCAUCUUAAACUUUGAGGAAAAACAGAAUGUUGAGGUCAAUAGAACUAUCGUCUCAAGAGAUCAGAUUUUAGAGCGAUAUCUGGACCGUCCUCCUGUACCAAUGGAACUGAAGUACGAGGCGUUGAAUUCUUUCCUGGAACUGCAGAUAAUGAUGGAGGCCUGGCAAUUUGUAGAUAACAAGAUGCGAUUUUUGAGUGGACAAUCUACAUUUAGGAGUCUGCUGUGGUACGAUCCCACUCUGUAUGGGGAACUCUUUAAAGGGAAGGUGGGAUUUCAGCAGCAGUCCUCUUUAUAUUCAUCUUUCCAACAAAGCCUCAUCAACGAAGGCCCAAUUGCAUUGCAGAGGUACCAUUUAGCUGUCUCUACAUUGAAUGAACAGCUGAAAAGGGCCCCAGAAAUGUCUUACUACAUGUAUCUCAAAAGCAAAAGAGAGAGGCUGGAGAUUGAGGCUGCAUUACGAAACCCCUCAGACAUAGAGAGUUUCUUCCUCUCUGUACCACUGUCUUGCAUGGUCAAUUUUGGCGACAGUGUGGAAAGUUUACAGAGGGUCCAGAGGCUUGUGACGACUUUCACAGAGACUCCUGCAGACAAAUUAGAAGACGGAUUCGAUGUUGGAAAGGCUGAGCACCUUGCCAUGGUGUUCCGAUUUCUUCAGGAGAAAAUCUACUAUUUGAAAGCUUGCAGCAACACGAUGGUCAGCAAGACGUCUUGGUUUGGCAUGGAACACAUCCUGUAUGACACUUCGAAGAUGCUGGUGUGGAGGGACACGAAACAGGCUGGGUCAGAUGAGCCGCAGGUGAAAUACAAGAAAGCAAAUCCACAAAUUGUCUAUGGGGUGACUGAAUCUGGUGUCUCACUUUUGCAUACAAGUGUGUCAAAGAGGACCCAGCUCAUGGUUAAGACUGGGACCUCAGCACAGAGAUUCAGAGGUCGGAGUCGGGGGAGGCCGCCUAUGGAGAACACUCACUGUGCUGAGAAGAAAUUUCCUCAACAUGGGUCUUUGCCGAUAAUAGACCUCACAAAAUCCCCUAACAGGGAUAACCCAGAUGUAUACCACUGGGCCAAAGCCCCAAGCAACCCUGCAGCCCAUUUCCAGGCUUGGACACACCAAGAAAACCUUUUUAAGAGCCAGGUAGUAAACUGGGGUGAAAGGUCACAUGAUAUGCAAGCCAUGGAGAGGAAUAUCCCUGCAUCUUCCUUAUCCCGACCCGUGCCAACAUACCCUGAAAUCAGAGCCUGUCUGAGGACUAGUAAAAAUGGGACAGCGUCAAACUCACAGAUCCAGUUACCUGCCUCAAUGGGAGGGGUGGGAAGUAAACCAGAUGGGAGGCAACAGUGGGCCAUGAGCUGGAUUCCCCAUAACCCCCAGAACAUCACAGGAAGUGAUCUGAGGCCAAUGCAUCCUCUGUGGAUUGGUGUUGGGGACAAUGGUCAUCCCCCCAUCGGGGAGCCUGUCCUCUUAGAGCAAACUAAUCUGUCUUCCUGGUCUAGUCUGCCUUCUUCUCCUCCAUCUGUACCAGCAGGAAAUACAGCACAACAAUCUCUGCACUCCCUCCCAGCUCUCGCUACCACUACAAAUAAUUUCCCUCCCAUAUGUGAGCCCCUUCCUAUAAAUUACCCAUUUUUCCUCCUGAAUGGUCAGACCUAUUCCACUGCCAAUCCUGAAUUAUCCACAGCAACUCUUGACAACAGAGGGAGAUUGCCUCCCUAUGUAGAGUAGUGCUGCUUCUUUAUCAACUUUUAUGGAACAGGUUUAUAAAGCAAAUAAGGACCUUUAGAAAAUAAGGAAGUGCUGGUGUUUCCGUGUUUAAAUACUGAACUGGAUCAGGAAACAAAUAUCCGUCAAAAAAUAAGGAACUCAACGGGGAGUUGGAAACAAAAGGAUUUGAGUUAAUUUAUUUCAUGUUGAAUUCACUAUUUUAAGUUAAUUUAAUUUGUUUCGUGUUUGUUGUACUUUUUUGUUGUUGUUGUAACUAUUUCUUUUGUAUAUAAUAUCAAACACGUUGUCAAUUGCUGAUAAGCAAUAUCUGAUUGAAAGUCUUAUUUUCUGACCAAAAUGAAUUGUAUAAAGUGUUGUUAACUUAUUCCUCAAAGUGGAUUAUAUUGUUAUUUUGUAAUAUCGAAUUGUAAAUAAUAUUAUUUAAGUGUUUUGUUGAAUUUUAAAGAGCGCUUUUGGUUAUUAGCUUGUUUGCUUUACUCAGGAUUUUUGUGUGCUUGUCAUGUUUAGGCUACUGCUUGAGGCUUUGUUUUGUAAUCAAGUGUCACAUUGGCAAACUUAACCCUUAAUAACUAUUUCCCCAGCAGAAUUAUUUUUUGUGUGUAGGUUUACUGACAAAUAAAAUAUAUUUGUACAAAUCCA
Messenger RNA from Salmo salar (Atlantic salmon), 9083 nucleotides. Lineage: Eukaryota; Metazoa; Chordata; Actinopteri; Salmoniformes; Salmonidae. The record is from RefSeq and is a predicted model, not a curated record.